AUGCAGGCUGACAGCAUGACCGCGAGCAUGGUGAAGCCGGAAGCAGGGGAGAUGAAGCCGGAAGCAGGGGAGACGAGCACAGGGAGCGCGAGAGCCAGCGCAAGCAUGGCGAUGGUUUGCCCCAGGAAAAGAAAAGACUGCACAGAACGAUGGGAUGAACCCGUCCUCCUCACUCGCGAGCUCCUAGAGAGCUACUUCGACUGGCCCUUGGCCGCGGUGUCGAAAGAUUUGGGCAUCUGCCAGACAUCGAUCAAGAAGGCUUGUAGGAAGCUUGGAAUAGCGAAGUGGCCCUUCAAGUCACCGAAUCCAGGGCCGAAGAGGAAACAUACUAGAGUGAGCUGCAAUGCUCAAGCAACAUGUUCGUUUCAACCUGUGAAGAUUGAGGAUGAGGAGCAUCUACAGUUUGUCGAGUCGAGUAUUUUUACUCAGGAUGAACAUGAACAAGCAGGACAUGAUGAGUUCUAUGCCUUGGACAAGUAUUGUGCAAGACCGCUAUUGCAGCAGACUGAGGCAGUUCCUCUCACACUCCUACUACCACAAGCCCCCGGUGAACUCACGCAGCACAGCUCAGGUGGGUGGAUGAACGACAUGGAGCCUGAAAACUGCUGGAAACCCAUCGAUAAUGAAACUGAAGCAAUCGUUUCCUUGGGAGAGCUGUUGUUUGUUAGCUCCGGCUUUUGA
Messenger RNA from Guillardia theta CCMP2712, 681 nucleotides. RefSeq lists its product as hypothetical. NCBI's taxonomy places the organism in Eukaryota, Cryptophyceae, Pyrenomonadales, Geminigeraceae. The record is from RefSeq and is a predicted model, not a curated record. Bases 1 to 681 code for a protein of 226 amino acids. The transcript has a single exon.